Oryza brachyantha (malo sina) is the source of this 1844-nucleotide messenger RNA. RefSeq names its product 3',5'-nucleoside bisphosphate phosphatase-like. Lineage: Eukaryota; Viridiplantae; Streptophyta; Magnoliopsida; Poales; Poaceae. Gene Ontology annotation, molecular function: 5'-3' RNA exonuclease activity; 5'-3' DNA exonuclease activity. The coding region runs from base 1 to 1362 and encodes 453 amino acids. The record is from RefSeq and is a predicted model, not a curated record. The transcript is spliced from 5 exons.
AUGGGACGCAUGCCUCCCCCCGCCGCUACGAGUUCCGAGGAGGAGGAGGAGGCGGCGGUGGCGGGAGACGUCGUCGUCGCGGCGGUGGGUGCACCGGACGACGAUGCGGCCGCUGAUGAUCAGGAGGGGGAAGAGCAGAAGAAGAGGAGGGGGAGGAGGAAGAGGAAGAAGAAGAGGCGGAAGGCGCCGAGCGAGGAGGAGGUGGCCGCGCUGAGGUCCGUGCUCCGCUGGGCGCGCCGCGGCGAGGUGCGCGAUGAGGAGGCGGACGACGGGCAGCUCCCGGCCGCGACCGGAAGGCGGCCGCGCGUCGCGGUGGAGCUGCACGCGCACUCUGCGUGCAGCGACGGCUCGCUCUCGCCCUCGGCGCUCGUCCAGCGCGCUCACCGCAACGGGGUGAAAGUACUCGCGCUCACUGACCACGACACCAUGGCCGGCGUCCCUGAGGCCAUCGAAUCGGCGGAGCAGUGCUCCAUCAGGAUCAUACCCGGUGUCGAGAUAAGCGCCGUGUAUUCACCAAGUGACGGAGUAGGAGCCGAGGAACCUGUGCACAUUCUCGCGUACUACGGUCCUCUGGGCCCUGCAAAACCUCAAGAACUGGAUAGGUUUCUCGGUAGCAUCAGGGAUGGCCGUUAUACCCGUGCGAAGGAGAUGUUGCUGAAGCUUCGGAGACUCGACAUGCCCAUGGAGCUCGAAGAUGUGUGCACCAUUGCAGGGAAUGGAGUGGCUCCUGGCCGAUUGCACGUGGCUCGCGCCAUGGUAGAAGCUGGAUACGUUGAGAACACUAGACAAGCUUUUAACAGGUUCUUGUAUGACGGCGGACCUGCCUAUGCCACUGGUAGUGAACCAACCGGGGAAUCUGUGGUGCAGUUAGUUUGUAGAACUGGGGGUGUGUCAGUUUUAGCUCAUCCAUGGGCACUGAAAAAUCCUGUGGCUGUGAUCAAGGAGUUUAAGGCUGCUGGCUUGCAUGGCGUCGAGGUCUACCGUAGCGAUGGCAAGCUAUCUGGACUAAGUGAUAUGGCCGAUACUUAUGGUCUUCUGAAGCUUGGCGGAUCAGACUACCAUGGACGAGACGACAGGGACGAACCUGAUGUAGGAAGUGUUGAUCUUCCUGUCUUGGCUGUUUCUAAAUUUCUUGAUGUAGCUCAACCAAUCUGGCACGGUGCUACCAAGGAAAUCAUGCCAAAUAUGACUGAGACGGUACCUGGCUUGAAUGGCUCAACGGAAUUGAGCUCUGGAAAAGAUUUUUGCAAUUUGUGUCUUUUCUCUCCAGGCCUGGAGGUAACAGAGGCUUCCGAGGUUGAGGUCCUCAUAACAGAAUUUGCAGACAUUGCCCUCAGUGAAAUAGGACCACAAGACACUUGAAGAUUGAGCAGAAAUCACCUUCAUUCUCGACUCACAUUGGUUAGUGUCGAGCAGUUUGGAUUCAAGCAUUUGAUAAUCUAAAUUGCGAUUCAAGCAAAUCCUACUCUUCAGAGAAUGAAGACUGUCCAAUUGGUGCGACACUGAUUUAUAUGGUUGUUUGAUCAGGUUGGAGAAGUUCAAAUAGUCAGAGUCAUACGGCCCUACCUUUUCGGGGGAAAAAAUUGGGUGCGCAUCGGGCUCACCCGCACCCCCGUGCGCUCCAUGUCACGAUGGCCGCCACAUGUGUAGGCUUUGGAUCGUAUGGCGAUACGCAUGGGCACUACUUUCCGAAGUGUCGUGGCUUCGAAACGAGUUGGGCGUGCAUCAGAUCGGCUCCGCCUUUCGUGUCGUUACCUUCGUAGUGCCUGCGCUUGUCGCCAUCCGAUCUGAAACAUGCGCACAUGGUGGCCAUUGCGAUAUAGAGCUCACAAGGGUGUGCGUGA